AAUCUGUGAAUGUGAAGUCUUUUUCAGUUGACCGGUGCAGCAUAUUUUGUGUUUGGUAUUUCGGUUUGAUCCGGGUUUGCCGUUAAAAAAUACUAAUUUUGUUAUUUGUUUGCAUAAAAAUAUUGUAAGAUGGGGGAUAGCAAUCUCCUUGCGGCAUAUAAACUGAUAAACUCUCAGUUGGUAUUAAGCAACCAGAAGCUCAAAGAAGAAAUGAAGGAAAAAGCGGAUUUAGAAUGCUGCCUGAAUCAGGAAUUGCUUCAGUACCGGGCGGAAAAUAAAACGCUUCGGGACAUGGUGAAAAAGUUAUUGGAACAGUUUAGCAUGGUAACCACGAUUAUGGGAUCGGUUCGAGAUCAGAGCGAGUCGGUUUUCAAUAAGGUCUUCAAUGAACACGCGAUGCAGGAGCAUAAACAGCAGACGCGAAGAUCAGUGGCCGCAUUGUUCUACGAGAAACGUCGAGCCGAGCGAGCGCCAUACGUGGAUGAAGCUGCAAUUGAAGAAGCAGAUAACGAAAAUUGUUCGAUGGAAGACUAUCGAACUGCAGUUGAUGAUGACGAAUAUGGAAAUCAAUCUGGGGAGCUGCCGGACGAGGAGCCGAUGGAAGCUUCGGUUAAAAGUUCCACCCCGUCGAAAAGCCCUCUGAUGAAAAGACUGGAGCGUAAAUCUAGGAGUUUUAGCAUAGAUGAAUCGUUUGAAACGAUAGAUAGAAAUCGGGUCGUGAAAGCGGUUCGAAAAAGUCAAGAGUACCUCCAGCAGAGGGAAACUAGGGACGGCAGGCCUAGCGACGAUGACAGUCUGCAGGAGAGAAGCAUAAACAAAACGGAAAUGGUCGAGUCCCAUCUGAGUGUCGAGGCGCAUGCAAUUACUGUUGACGUAACGGAUGCUACGAAAGGUCAAUCUACACUACGUAACAGCACGCUGUUUGAAGCCAGCAGUAUUUGCACUAAUUCCGGCGUUGACAGUGACCUCAGCACUCAAAGUGAGCAAAACCAGACAACGGACCAGAGCCUUCGACCGGUGUCGAUGAAGCGCAUGGCUAGCGAUUCCCUACUAACAACGCUAAUCGAACGCGAAACCAACAAGGAAAACAGCACCAUCAACAACGACACUAUUGCCAACGCUGCUGCUUGUUCUACACCCGUUGUUCGGAAGGGUCGUAGUAAGAAACCAAAGCCGUCUAACUCCUGCGGGCGGUCCAUUGUGUCUCCCGUUCCGUACGUGUCAUUGAAACCAUUGACGAUUCAAAAUCUCAGCAAGCACGACGUAUUCUGUGCGGGACUAGAGCUGACCACUGGCGACCAUAAGAAAGUGAAAGUCGAAGAACCCGACAGUUGUAGCGACCAGAAUAGUUUAGAUUCAAGCGAUUCUAGGCGACCCCGACGUAAAGCGGCUCCUAAAACGCUUAAGGAACCAAGACUCAAUGUGAAACAGCGACGGACGUAGUGAUUCCUAUUAUGUUUUAUUGUAAUUUCCCUUUUUAGUUUAAGUUAAAUCUACACUAAUUAUUGCCAUUAAGGUGAGCAUUAAUUUUGAACCCAGUUAUGUAGACUCGUAGAUAACAAGAAACAUGAUAAUUUUAAAUUUUACAGUUUGUUGUAGUAAUUUAUUCAUGAUCACGGAAUACAAAUACAAAUAUGUUGCUUUAUAUGCAUGACAUUUCAA
Molecule: messenger RNA, 1662 nt
Organism: Armigeres subalbatus
Lineage: Eukaryota; Metazoa; Arthropoda; Insecta; Diptera; Culicidae
Exons: 2
Coding region: 130-1443 (437 amino acids)
Source: RefSeq, a predicted model, not a curated record